AUGGCCGGUGGCGGUCCAGCAGCUAAGAGAGUAGUGGUGUACCGGAAUGGGGACCCCUUCUCCCCAGGCCGCCAGCUGGUGGUGACUCAACGCCGCUUCCCCACCCUGGAGGCCUUCCUCUCUGAGGUGACCUCGGCUGUGCGGGCCCCAGUGGCCGUGCGUGCUCUCUACACCCCUUGUCAUGGCCACCCUGUCACCGACCUGGCAGACCUGCAGAACGGAGGGCUGUAUGUGGCUGCUGGCUUCGAACAUUUCCACAGGCUCCCCUAUUUACCCCCUGGAGGGAAGGAUCCAGGUGGGAAGAGCAGCAGAUUGGCAGGUCCUCCUGUGACUCGGCAGCUGUGUGAUGGGGCCCUUGGACGGCAGCUACCUGCAGGUUCCCCCUGCUACAUCCAUGUGUUCAGGAAUGGGGACCUGUUAAGUCCCCCGUUCAGCCUGAAGCUGUCCCAGGCCACCAGCGAGGACUGGGAAGCACUGUUGAAGCUCCUGACGAAGAAGGUGAAAUUACAGAGCGGGGCUGUGCACAAGCUCUGCACCCUGGACGGGCUCCCACUGUCAGCAAGGGAGGCUCUGGUGAGUGGCCAUUACUAUGUGGCCGUUGGAGAGGAUGAGUUCAAGGCCCUCCCCUAUCUGGAGCUGCUGGUGCCCAGCUCCUCACUGCCCGGGGGCUGCUGGCGUCCCCCAGGUCCAAAGUCCAGGCCUCACAAGCAGGUGGCCCAGGGCCAUAGAGCACAGGCAAGCCAGUCCUCUCCAAAUGAAGUCAGACAAAUCAAGCCAUCUGCUUUCUAUGCCAGACUCCAACGAGCUAUUGAGCCAAGAAGUAUGCUCCCCAUGCUUUCAUUUCCAUCAGGAACCAAGGGAGUGUAUGGGGCUCCCCACCCAAGGAAGGAGACAGCAGGGGCCCAGCAAGUAGCAGAUGAUGAAGACACCCAGACAGAGGAGCCCUUGGAUCAGCGGGCAGCACAGAUAGUGGAAGAGGCCCUGUUCCUGGAAAACCAGCCUGGGGCUGGGGCAGCUAUCUCAGCCUGAUGCCUGCUCCACCAUCUUGAGAUCCGGCAGCUCCAGCCAGGAACUGGGGACCUUCAUUCUGCAGUCAUCUUUUAUCCUCAGCCUCCAGCAUCCUGUUCUCAAGGAACCAGUGUCUCCUCUGGGCUCACUGAAGGGGUAUGAUGCAACCCCUUCAGUCCGGCUCUUCUGCUCGUAAACUACACCCCCGUCUUCCUUUCCUUUUAGAGUAGAGAAGCCCCAGCUACAGAGGCUGUUUCCCUAUGAGGUCUCUGGCCAGAGAA
Molecule: messenger RNA, 1289 nt
Organism: Dama dama (fallow deer)
Lineage: Eukaryota; Metazoa; Chordata; Mammalia; Artiodactyla; Cervidae
Gene: DCDC2B
Product: doublecortin domain containing 2B
Exons: 9
Coding region: 1-1029 (342 amino acids)
Biological process (GO): intracellular signal transduction
Cellular component (GO): microtubule organizing center; microtubule
Source: RefSeq, a predicted model, not a curated record